Hypoxylon trugodes is the source of this 4816-nucleotide messenger RNA. RefSeq names its product hsp90-like protein. Gene Ontology annotation, molecular function: protein binding; phosphorelay sensor kinase activity. Gene Ontology annotation, biological process: phosphorylation; phosphorelay signal transduction system; regulation of DNA-templated transcription. The record is from RefSeq and is a predicted model, not a curated record. Lineage: Eukaryota; Fungi; Ascomycota; Sordariomycetes; Xylariales; Hypoxylaceae. The coding region runs from base 214 to 4650 and encodes 1478 amino acids. The transcript has 3 exons.
CUAUCUUUAUGUGCCUUAUCUCUUUUGCUUUACCCUGACUAUACUUAACAAAGCACUGUUACUCAUCAAUAUUGGGAGGUUUUUGUUCUAGUUGGAUAGGAAUCACACAUGGGAACUCUAGCGUUUUCAGUUUAAGUGAUAUACCCCGAGAAGGUCAAGGUCGCAAUCAACCGCGCUCGACUUUUAGGUCGUCCCUGGUGACCUUGCGAUAGUAUGGGGUCGAGCCAAAACCCACCCACUGCUGACCAUACUGUUAAAAUCCCUUCUCGCGAUGGAACUCAGCUUGGUAGUCACACAGAGGCCUCCCAGCCGUCGUACGAACCCGAUAGUCAUUCGGAUCAGCAAGAUGAGCCUACCCCUAUCGGCGAUACCCCCGCGGUGAAAUCCGAAUUCGUACCAACUCCUGCUAAGGGACACCCUAUGGCUAUAAACACCGAUGUCCCGUCCGUCCGGCCCUCGAAUAAUCCUCUAUCCUACAGUGCGGGACCGGAUAUUCAGCGUGAUCGUGGCGCGAGUGCUAGUAGUGUUGCAGACCCGUCAGACAGAGUCUUCCCUAUCCGGUCCGUCAUCUCUGUAGACGACUCACAACCAACUUCAGCAAUAUUAGCACGAAAUCCAGGAGAACAAGGUUAUAUAACUCGCCAAGAGACAACUUGGGAUGGCCGGCGACGCCCGAGCAUUCCUCGUACUUCUACCGAAGCAACCAUCGGACUUCAACGAACCGAAUCCUCUCAUGAACCUACCACGUCAUCUCUGGAAUCACCGAAGGAAAGAGACGCGACGAGUAGACCAAAGAGAAAAGAGACACUUUCGAGUUACAAAGGAAGCCCGCCAUCCAAGUUAGAACGGGUUACUUCCGGUGGACCCCUAUCUCUCUUCAAUUCCGCGGCUUCGGAUGCUUCUGAUAAGACAAAGGAAAGCACGUCAAUGCGUACAGGAGAGAGCAGCCACCUUGAAGAUUCUUCUGGGCACGAAUCACCUGGUGAACUUAGUGAUACGUUGAUGACAGUUCGCUUUCGUCACGUGGUGACUGAUGAGGGGUAUGCCGUCAUUACGGGCCGAGACGGAAACCUGCAGCGAUGCGAGGAUGAGCCGAUCCAUGCGCCCGGUGCUGUACAGGGGUUUGGCCUCCUUAUCGCUUUGAAGGAGGAAACUGAUGGCCGACUAUCUGUCCGAAUUGCUAGUGAAAAUUCGAAGAAAAUUAUUGGCUUCUCACCCCAAGAAUUAUUUCGACUUGAAAGCUUCACCGAGAUUUUCUCUGAAGAGCAGGCAGACAAUCUCCUUGACCACAUAGAUUUCAUUCGGGAUGAGGAGGCCGAUCCCGCUUCGAAUGGCCCCGACGUAUUCAGUAUAUCUGUGCGGCCACACCAAAAGAAGUCCAUCAAGCUUUGGUGCGCCAUUCAUAUUAACAAUAGCCACACCGAUUUGAUUAUUUGCGAGUUUGAAUUAGAGGACGAUCAGGAGAAUCCUCUUCGUCCACCUGGCGAGCUGACUCCGGACGAGCCAGAAGAUACACUGUGCCAAAAUCCAACAACGGAAGAACUACAUGAAAGCACUGAAAUUAGCAGCAGGCCCCUCAGGAUUCUGAGAAGUGCGCGCCAAAGGCGCGGUGAGGCCGGUGCUAUGCAAGUUUUUGACAUAAUGUCUCAAGUUCAAGACCAAUUAGCAUCCGCGCCGAACCUAGAGAAGUUUCUCAAAAUAUUGGUGGGUAUCGUCAAGGAACUCACCGGAUUCCAUCGGGUUAUGAUCUACCAAUUUGAUGCAGCUUUCAAUGGAAAGGUCGUGACAGAGCUAGUUGACCCUGCAAAGACCCGCGACCUUUAUUACGGCCUGCACUUCCCGGCCUCCGAUAUCCCAAAACAAGCACGCGACUUGUACAAGCUCAAUAAGGUCCGGCUGCUUUAUGAUCGAGAACUAGAAUCUGCGAGGCUCGUUUGUCGGUCGGCCGAAGAUUUGGAAUUGCCACUCGAUCUCAGCCAUGCCUAUCUUCGUGCUAUGUCUCCCAUCCACCUUAAGUACCUCGCCAAUAUGGCAGUGAGGUCCUCUAUGUCCAUAUCAAUUAACGCCUUCAAUGAGCUAUGGGGACUUAUUGCGUGCCAUAGCUAUGGCGGCCAGGGAAUGCGAGUCCCAUUUCCGAUUCGGAAGUUAUGUCGACUGGUGGGAGAUACAGCAUCGCGCAAUAUCGAGCGACUCUCGUAUGCGUCGCGACUACAAGCAAGAAAACUCAUCAACACCAUGCCGACUGACCAGAACCCUUCAGGUUAUAUAACGGCCUCAUCUGAUGACCUCAUCAAACUAUUUGACGCGGAUUGUGGUAUGCUGUGUAUCCGGGGCGAGACCAAAAUACUAGGGAAGAUCGGGCAAACCCAAGAAGCUCUAGCUAUGCUAGAGUUUUUGCGCUUGAGAAAUUUUACUUCUGUUUUAACCUCGCAAGAUAUCCGGGAGGAUUUUCCGGAACUCCGGUAUCCCCCAGGUUUUUCUAUUAUCGCCGGCUUGUUAUACGUUCCGCUAAGUGUAGGUGGCCACGACUUCAUUGUCUUUUUCAGAAGGGGCCAGAUUCGCGAGGUAAAAUGGGCCGGUAAUCCUUAUGAGAAAGUUGUUAAGGAAGGCACUGCAAGUUUCCUAGAGCCGCGAUCGAGCUUCAAGGCAUGGCAUGAAGUCGUCAUAGGAAAAUGCAGAGAAUGGUCAGAAGAGCAGGUAGAGACUGCUGCGGUAUUAUGCCUAGUCUAUGGUAAAUUUAUCGAGGUCUGGAGGCAGAAGGAGGCUGCAUUGCAAAGCAGUCGACUUACUCGACUAUUGUUAGCGAAUUCGGCCCACGAAGUCCGCACACCACUGAAUGCCAUUAUCAAUUGCCUGGAGAUUGCCAUGGAAGGCCCGCUUGACCAAGAAACUCGAGAGAACCUAGCAAGGUCUCACUCUGCGUCGAAGUCCCUUAUUUAUGUUAUCAAUGACCUCCUUGAUCUUACGAAUAUGGAAGAGGGCCAAGAACUUAUCAAAGAUGAGAUUCUGGACUUGCCGGCUUGUAUCCAGGAAGCAACUGAACCUUUCAAGGUAGAUGCUAAACGAAAGUCUUUGUCGUACGAAGUAAUCGAGCAUCCUGGUCUUCCUCGUUUCGUGCACGGCGAUUUCCGCAGGGUUCGACAGGCGGUUGCGAAUAUGACGGCAAAUGCGAUACAACAUACCAAUCAAGGCUCGAUAAAGGUUGAAUCGUUUGUCACAGAAGUUUUGGAAAACCGUGUCAAGGUUGAAAUCGUCGUUCAAGAUACGGGUUGUGGUAUGAGUAACGAAAAGCUGGAUAACCUCUUUCGAGACCUGGAACAAGUGAGCGUAGAUGAUGAUUCCACGGCUAUCGAGGACAUAGAAAAACCCGACAAGGGAUCGACGUUAGGGCUGGGUCUUGCCGUCGUGGCAAGGAUUGUGCGAAACAUGAAUGGUCAAUUGCGACUAAAAUCUGAAGAAGGGAAAGGAUCUAGAUUCGUCAUCCAAAUCCCAUUCGAAUUGCCGUCAAACGAUUCUCUUGAGAAGGUCGGCGGCAGCGGCAGUGUUUUCGGUAAUUCCAGGGCAAUUUCGAGUAUCGCUUCCGUUACUAAAUCUCUUCCGUCGACGGACGCAAGCGAGGUUAUGCUUGUCGAUCGGGGUCACUCAAACACGAUCAGUCCACCAAAGCGGGCGAAUAUCGAAAGACGGAGCUUCGAUGAGGCUACCAGUAUCAACAGCAUGAAAAGUGCAGCCAGCAACAGUGGGCAGAGCAACAAGAGCGACGCGGAUCGCCUGAUUGACGCAAUACAGACGCCCUUGUCUAUAGGUGGGCCCGAUGAGAAGAUUGCUAGCGCAAAGCGUCUGAAUUCUCGGGAACGACCAGAAAAUUUCCAUGGUAGUACCACCUCCUUAACGGGCUCUGGUUCGAUCCGUUCGCCAAUAAUUGACGAACCAACGUCUACUUUUCACCGAACAACCGUCAGUCCGACUAAACUUCCUGGCCAAUAUCACAUUAUGGAUUCGAAAACAUCUAUUAAACCAGUCAAGGUACCUGACGAAUAUUUCGAUCGACCAGUAGCGCCACCAAAUGGUCAAGGAUCCAGGGUGUUAUUCGAAAUCAACGGAGAGGAUAAAUCUAACGAGGGGCAAACAGACCAACAAAAACCCGAUAAGCUACGCGUGCUCGUAGCCGAGGAUGACCCAAUCAACAUGAAGAUAUUAAAAAAGCGUCUCGAAAAAGCAGGACACGAAGUUUAUCAUGCCGUCAAUGGGGACCAUUGCGCUUCUGUAUAUAGGGAACGGCCAGCUGAUUUUGAUGUGGUCCUCAUGGAUAUGCAGAUGCCUAUCGUCGAUGGUCUUGCUAGCACUAAGAUGAUACGAGAGUUUGAAAAAUCAGAUAAAUGCCCGGAGCUUUCUACUCUAGCGGCGGCUUAUAGGAGGACUCCGAUAUUCGCAGUGUCGGCUUCUCUUGUGGAACGAGAGAGACCGAUCUAUGUCGAGGCUGGGUUUGAUGGCUGGAUCUUGAAGCCGAUUGAUUUCAAACGACUUAACGUUUUGCUCGAUGGAAUUACCAAUAAAGAUAUUCGAACUGAAUGCCUUUAUGUUCUGGGAAAAUGGGAACGAGGUGGAUGGUUCGCCCUCGAGUCUGAACAUAAAGGGGGUUCGUCCUAGGAAGACGUCACGCCCAGAAGCUAUACGGACGUGAUGGCAGUAUGCCGGAAAGAGCCAUCAUCAUAUUUCUCCCCGCAACCUUAGGGGAAAUGAGUAUAGAAUUGGAUAACGAAUAUUCGCAUUGUCGAAUGCCUACAUCAAAUUAAAGAGACGGACGUGUAAGAGU